UGACAACAGUAUUGGCAAUCAUAUGAGCGUUGAAUGCAAUGGUUUUCCUAUGGAUUCGCCGCUAAAUCUGGCCCAUCGAUGCCAUCGUAAAGCCGAGUACUAUCUCAAUGAUAAUCGUUUCAAAGAGGCCGUCGAAUACCAUCUGAAAGCCGCCGGUCACAUACAGGAGGCGCUGUUGAGCACGACGUGUGCGCUGAUGAAGGCGUCGCUGGAGACACAAAAAGCGUAUCACUUAUCGCAAGAAGCGGUUCUCAAA
Molecule: messenger RNA, 256 nt
Organism: Medioppia subpectinata
Lineage: Eukaryota; Metazoa; Arthropoda; Arachnida; Sarcoptiformes; Oppiidae
Source: the annotation of a GenBank genome assembly